Fusarium odoratissimum NRRL 54006 is the source of this 1434-nucleotide messenger RNA. RefSeq lists its product as uncharacterized. The coding region runs from base 1 to 1434 and encodes 477 amino acids. Lineage: Eukaryota; Fungi; Ascomycota; Sordariomycetes; Hypocreales; Nectriaceae. The transcript is spliced from 4 exons. The record is from RefSeq and is a predicted model, not a curated record.
AUGGCAGUGGAAAUGUUUGAGAAAUGGCGGCUACUGGACAUGUUAUCUGAUGCGAAUCUAGAGGGAUGCUUAGCCAGAGCGGAUCAGGGUGACCACCACAAGGAACUCCAAAACUAUUGGAUGGGGGAAUCGGAGCGAAUCGGAGAAAGGUAUCAUAAUGAGGAUUCCAUUAGACAGGCCGAGCCGUUCAUGGCACGGGGGAAAUUUAGGAGUGCCGAGAAGCCUCUGAGACAACGUCUGGUGAAGUGCAUGGAUGAAAAAGGCCUCAGACGGAUUUCGAAAUGCCAACACCUAAUCUUCCCAAGUUUCUUUCUUUCAUUUGGUUCAUCUCUGCGUCCAGAGGACAACCACUCCCAGGUCCUAGCAGUAGUAGACCGGGCUGCAGCCGCGCUGGCAGCCUAUAGAGAAUUGGGACCUUACAGCGUUCCCCUGGAGUUUAUUCUUCAUGUCUCACAAGCGCUUAAGUCUCUCGGCCAGAAUCAAGACGGACAAGAAAGGAAUAUGCUCUAUGCUGAGGCUUUGCGGUACCUCGAGAUCGGGGAGUCCAUCUCGGAACGAUUGCGACGGGACCUUUGUUCGUCGUCGGGUUUGGAGUCAUUGCGCAAAAAGCAGCUGCUUGUCGCUUCUUCCACCCAUGAUGAUAUCUUUAAUCAUGCUCAAGCACUCACAUUCGCACUAGGUGAUGCCGAGAAGAUGUGGCGACGGACCCAGAGAGCGAAAGCAAGGGCAUUGUCCGACUUGGUGGACCGGCAGCGACCUCCUAAUUUUGUCGUCGAUGACCAAAUCGUAAAGCUGUUGGGGGAAGAAGCGAGGCUCGCGCGAAAACUCGAAUCGGUAGUUUCCAUAGACAAGAUUUCGACGAGUAUGGAACUGGAACGCGUUCGCUCGAUGAUGAAGGAACAUCAGCGCCUCGGCCGUCUACUUGCCUCGAGAGCGGGCAAGACCGAUCUGCAGGAUCUCCAAUGGCUUUUUGGAAAUGAAAAAGAUCGGGAUAUUUCGCCCGGCUCCAAAGUUGUAUUAGUCGACUGGGUUAUUAUAGGUGAAAAGAUUGUAAUGGUCACACUGGAUGCGAGGCUCGAGCCGCAGAUGCAAUGUUGUGAGAGAGCCAACUCGAAACUACACGAGAGAGCUGGGGGAUUAAGAACCGCCUUCUUCUCAGCUUACGAAGAUCAUAUCGAGGACAAGGUCAAGAUAACGCAACGCGAGGAGGCAUAUAAAUGCAUUAGAAAGCUGGCGUCUGACUUUGGCUCGGAGCCCAGGCUUCGAUGCAAUGCCAACAGGGAAAACCUGACGACAGUGGUGAAGGACGUCGACAUUCUUCAUUUUCAUGGACACACAGCGACCCAUCCCAACACCAUCUACCAGUCUCUCGUUCUAAGCGAUGGAAAAACAUCAGAGACAAGUUCCGGUGUGCAAGAGGUUCAUCACACAUAG